AUGACCAGAGUGCUCUGCAACGGCGCAGGUGGACCUCAGCUCGUCAAUUUCACUCGCUCCCAACUAAAUGGAAGCACAAACUUCCUCGCCAUGCGCGAAAUCAACAUCAGCUACAACAUGGGAAGCGUAAGAGAGAUCCUCACACUCAGCGGCGUAAAACAGGCACUGCGACCCUUCUACCGCAAACACCUCUUCAACCAGAUCAAAGACCUUCUCCGCCUCUUCCCAACCACAACCAUCAGAAUUUGCGCCCUGCGCAAGAAGCAGAAAGACCAGAAAGAUCCGCUGCCUCUGGAGAAGGAACAAUGCGAGAUGUUGUGUUUUCGAGGAAAGCGAUGCGUGGUAAAAGUGCGAGUCUUGGCCAAGGGAGAUCAAACCGAGUUGAUGGAGCAGUUGAAGGUCUUGGAAAUGCCUGAAUUGGAGGUCGUGUUUGAUCCGGCUGGGAACACGGAUGAAGAGUACAUAAUGAUCGCGGAUGGCGGGACUAGUUUGGAGGAAGAUAUGGUGUUGAGGUAG
This is a messenger RNA of Lithohypha guttulata, 516 nucleotides long. RefSeq lists its product as uncharacterized. The record is from RefSeq and is a predicted model, not a curated record. NCBI's taxonomy places the organism in Eukaryota, Fungi, Ascomycota, Eurotiomycetes, Chaetothyriales, Trichomeriaceae. The transcript has 2 exons. Bases 1 to 516 code for a protein of 171 amino acids.